This is a messenger RNA of Knipowitschia caucasica, 660 nucleotides long. Lineage: Eukaryota; Metazoa; Chordata; Actinopteri; Gobiiformes; Gobiidae. The record is from the annotation of a GenBank genome assembly.
AUGUGGGACCAGGAGAUCCGGGCCAUGGGGUCGUGCCACGCUCUGCUCGCCGCCUCGGUCCUCUUGUCCACGGUAGUUCCCGCGGUGCUGGUCCCUGGCUUCUCCGUGUAUGGGACUCACCUGGUCUGGAUCUACUGCUUGUCCUCGGCGGUCACAGGGGUCAGCGCGGUGGUCUUCUGGCUCCUGGGACUAGCACCUCCGGCUAGAAAACACACAUUGGGAUACAAGCUGUCGAGGUUGUUUCGCUGCUGUCUCUACUUCUUCCUCUCGUGCCUGUUUUUCCACACGGUGCUGGUUCUGUACGGAGCGCCGCUAAUCGAAUCUGCAUUAGAAACCUUUUCCCUGGCCGUGCUGCUGUCCUCGCUGACCACAGUGAGGUGUCUUUGUGUCCUCGGUCCAAACGUCCAGGCCUGGAUCAGAGUCUUCAGUCGACACGGGGCGAUGUCAGUGUGGGACACGUGUUUGCAGAUCACUGUGGCCUGUACACUGGUGGGGGCCUGGUUUGGAGCCUUCCCCAUUCCUCUGGACUGGGACCGGCCCUGGCAGGUCUGGCCCGUGUCCUGUAGUUUCGGUGCCACGUUUGGUUUUCUGACCGGACUCCUCGCCGCCCCCACCUGGAUCCACUAUCACCGCAAACAGCUCACUUAUAAAUGCAAGUGA